UAGUACACUGACACCCUCACAAUCAAUUUCAUUAGACUUAUCAAAAAACAACAUGAAUUCGCGUAAAACGCAUUCUACUUUGAAAGAUCUUGACUCUAUGGAUGGAGACAGCAGAGCACGAAUCAAAGUAGUCGAUCGUCCUACAUUCAUUUUAAAAACUCGAGAAGGUGAGAGCCGUGCAGUAUCUCCGAGUCAAAGAAAUGGUAGCAAAAGAGAUGCUGAUUACCAAUCUACUACUUUCUCAAAAUCAUUGGAUACUCGUCCUGUACUCUCCACACGCCUCGAAAUGACCAAUGCCAUUAAGUUCAUGGAUGAAAAUAUGCAACUCAUGGAAAACCCUUUAGACUAUUUGUAUGAUCAACAAGAUUUUGUGGUUGUCGGCUGCAUCGGUACCAGAGGUGUUGGGAAGUCAACUAUACUGUCAAUGCUAACAUCUAAUUAUGUGGCUGAUGUCUUUGCGACGCAAACAUUAUCUCAUCAUGAAAGUGGAUCAAAUUGUACAUCAGGGAUAGAUUUUUACAUCACCAAAAGCAGAGUGAUCUAUUUGGAUACUCAACCUAUACUAUCUGGGGCAGCAGUUGACCAUGCUGGAUUGUAUGAGCAAAAAAAAAAUUCGAAUGAUUUUGCUAAUACAGAAAAUAAUGUGGAACUGCAGUCUUUACAAUUUACAUCGUUCUUACUAUCUGUUUGCCAUGUUAUAAUAUUCAUUCAGGAUUGGUUUGUAGACCCCAAUUUAAUCAGAUUCAUACAGACUGCCGAAAUGCUGAAACCUUCUUCGGCAUCAGCCAUAGACCAAGACUUUGUUGAAUACUAUCCGCACAUACUCUUUUUACACAAUAAGGCAGAGUUACAGGACUUCAUGCCUGAUACAGUAGACAUGAUGAGCGAUUUUUAUAAUAAAGUACUCACAAAUUCUAGAUUGCAAACGCACAGUGGAUUGAAUAUGGGUUCUUCCAUUGUUGAAGGCCAACUAAAUUUAUUCAUUGUUCCAAAGAUCACUAGUGAAGAAGAUCUGGUUAUUCACGAGAGUGAAGCCAAGCUUAUAGAGAAAUUGCGCAUGAGAAUACAUGGGGUUUCUCGAAAUCCAAUGACUCCAGCUGUACUGACAGAGAAAAAUUGGUACCACUAUGCUUCGAAGGUUAUAGAUGCGAUAAAAAAAAGUCAUUUGUUUUCGGAGUAUGGAAGAUUGAUGCCAUGAAAGCAAAACUGUGGCCUAAAUGGAAUGAAGAUUAUUACGUCAAAGGGAUGUGAGAAAGAUUUCAUUUGCUUCAGAUGAUAGUAAAUGUAUAAACUCUGUACAGCAGUUUAAAAUCAACUCUCUCGACUCAUUUGCCACUCGUAUAUGAGGGAGGAUCUCUUUAAUCAUUUUAUUAAUCGAAGCACGAGGUAAAGU
Messenger RNA from Athalia rosae (coleseed sawfly), 1393 nucleotides. RefSeq names its product nonsense-mediated mRNA decay factor SMG9. The transcript is spliced from 9 exons. NCBI's taxonomy places the organism in Eukaryota, Metazoa, Arthropoda, Insecta, Hymenoptera, Athaliidae. Gene Ontology annotation, biological process: nuclear-transcribed mRNA catabolic process, nonsense-mediated decay. The record is from RefSeq and is a predicted model, not a curated record. Bases 53 to 1198 code for a protein of 381 amino acids.